UUACUUAUCAUCGUUCUUACUUAUACAUAUUUCUUGAGAUCACCACGAGUGAUAACCUCAUCCAAUUCCAGGAUUUAUUCAUAGCAUCAGUAUUUAUUAAAGUGACCUUAUAUGACACUGCAUCAAACUGGUAGCAUCACAUAUUCAUCAUAAGAUAAGAAACAUUGAGUAUUUAUUAGCAAGAAAUUUAUUAAAGUUGGUUAGUUAACUGACGUUGAUUGAUGAUAAUAAGAUUCCAGAUUGUGUCAAAGAUUUAUAUUCAUAAGACGGUUCACAUAUGCUGGGUAUUCAGUGUGGAGACAUUUUUCAAUCAGUAAUUUGAUACAAUUUUAGGCAUGUCGUCAUAAUUGUCAAUUUUUAGUACGACGUUGUUAAAAAAAGAGGACAGGCAGGUCACUGGACUUGACCACCUACAUACAUUCUGAAGCAAGUUUUUAUUCUACUGCAUUUGUCAGCAAGAAUAAUUUUAGUGAGUUAUUCACUUUAGAAGCAAGAUCAUUAAACUCAUCUCUAAAUAAAUAGUUAUACACGUGAAUCAUAAAAUUACAUAGUAAACAUGUCGGAACGAUUUCCAUUUCCACCGUCGCCUGGUAUGUUAAUAAGUGCAAUAAAAGGAAAAGGGUCAAGUGGGAGCCAAUCCCCAGGUCGGGGUGGAAAUAAAAGAUCGGUGGCGAAAGUAUUUAUCCCACGAAAUCCGGUGGUGGGUGUGGUUAAUCUGGUGGGUGGUGGUGGUGGUCGCAAUAAAGAAUUGGUGGAGCCUCCGAAUAGUUCAGAUGAAAGUACCGAGGACGAUUCAGUGUUCCGGACAGGAAUGACCCUUGUGGGAGGAGGCCUGGGACCAGGAUCUGUGAGCACAAAUGAUGGCACUAUAACGGAUGACGCGCAUUACGAGGACAAUGACACGGACUCUGUCGAAAAUGAGUUGCUAUACCCGGAAGAUGAUGAAAACGGGGACGAUCCCUUUCGUCAAGGCAUAGACUGUAAUGAUGGCGACGCAGAGGACGAAUUAGAAGAGGAACAGUCUUCCGCAAGUAGCGGAGCAGAUAUGAAGGGAAAACAGAUUGCUAGUGGGGACGAUGUGUCAAUUGAAGGGACGGUCACGACAGGAAGACGACGCCAGAGAACAAUGUCGUCAAGUGGGGGACUCUUGGGGAAAAAUAGGAGACGAGAACCAAUUAUGCGAACUCAAACGAGGACUAUUUACACUGCUGGGCGGCCCCCCUGGUAUAACACGGACGGACAGCAUAUUGAGCCGUGCGUGAUUGGAAUUUGUGGUGGAUCGGCAUCAGGGAAGACAACUGUCGCUGAUAAGAUCAUUCAGGACCUUAACAUUCCCUGGGUCACUCGAUUGUCCAUGGAUUGUUUUUACAAGGUUUUGAAUGAGAAACAGCAUAACUUGGCUGGGAAGAACGAAUAUAAUUUUGACCAUCCUGAUGCUUUCGAUUUUCCCCUGCUGAUUGAAACUAUACAGCGAUUGAGGGAAGGAAAGAAGGUCGAAGUUCCGGUUUACAAUUUCGUCACUCAUGGACGAGAGAGCAAUUGUAAAACCAUGUAUGGUGCCAAUGUCAUUAUAUUUGAAGGGAUCUUUACAUUUUACGAUCCGGAAGUGAUGAAGCUUCUGGAUAUCAAGGUGUUUGUGGACACAGACGCCGACACUCGGCUUGCUCGUCGUCUCCGUCGUGAUAUCUCUGAGAGGGGGAGAGAUCUCAACGGCGUUCUCCUACAGUAUCAAAGAUUUGUUAAACCAAGUUUUGAUUCAUACAUUGCUCCCCAGAUGGCACAUGCCGAUAUAAUCGUGCCACGAGGCGGAGAUAACGAUGUGGCCAUUAACCUGAUCGUGCAACAUGUCCACAGUGAAUUACAUGCCAGGGAGUUAAAAGUUCGAGAUAAACUUGUGGAAGGUUGGCAUAAAGAUUUACUGGACUCAUCAACACCGACUGCUAUGCCAGAGUCAUUAUUCGUUUUGCCAUCUACAAGACAGAUUUUGGGGCUGCACACUUUCAUACGAGCUAAAGACACUCCACGGGAUGAAUUUAUAUUCUAUUCAAAACGGCUGAUUCGUCUACUAAUCGAGUACUCGAUGAGUCUACUACCAUUCAAGGAUGUGGUGGUUGAAAGCCCUCAAAAUAUAUUGUAUAAAGGGAAACGUGCCAUGGCGAGAAAAAUUUGUGGCGUGUCUAUUCUUAGAGCUGGGGAGACAAUGGAACAAGCCCUAAAUGACGUUCUCAAAGAAAUUCGAAUCGGAAAAAUUCUUAUUCAAACUAAUAAGAAUACCGGCGAACCAGAGCUGUAUUAUUUGAGGUUGCCUCGAGAUAUUGCUGACUAUGUGGUUAUGCUAAUGGACGCAACUGUUGCGACUGGAGCAGCAUCCAUGAUGGCAAUUCGAAUUCUUCUUGACCAUGACGUUCCUGAGCAAAACAUUAUGCUCCUUUCUUUGUUGAUGGCACAGUCAGGAGUGCACUCAAUUGCAUAUGCGUUCCCAAGAGUUAAGAUCGUGACCACAGCAGUGGACCCUGAAAUCAACUCAUCGUUCCAUGUUAUUCCAGGAAUUGGGAACUUCGGAGAUCGAUAUUUUGGAACGGAGCCGUGCGGAAACGGAGCUGAAUCCGACGACUGCAUUGACGACUAGAUGAAAUAUAGAUAAUCUCAAACAAACUUACGCCAGGGAAUUUUAUAUUCUGUUCAUUAAAAUUUCGAAUCUAACUUUCCAUACUUCACCUGAAUGACUGUGCCUGAUAUAAACGAAAUUGUGACUGCGUUUAAUUGAACCAUUCUCAGAUUUUAAACAUUGGUCCUAUAUAUUAAUCAAAUUUUACAAUGAUCAAUUGGAGCAGUGUAGCCAAUCUAUUGCCAAUAAUUGGCAUUCAAUCAAAUUGUCGUUUGCAUGCUCUUUAUGUCCUUAUUUUGUACUCAAAUCAAAGUUAUUCAAAUUAAAAGUGAGCACAGCUAAAACAA
This is a messenger RNA of Folsomia candida, 2955 nucleotides long. Its product is annotated as uridine-cytidine kinase-like 1. Gene Ontology annotation, cellular component: cytoplasm. The record is from RefSeq and is a predicted model, not a curated record. The transcript is spliced from 17 exons. Gene Ontology annotation, molecular function: ATP binding; kinase activity. NCBI's taxonomy places the organism in Eukaryota, Metazoa, Arthropoda, Collembola, Entomobryomorpha, Isotomidae. The coding region runs from base 557 to 2629 and encodes 690 amino acids.